This is a messenger RNA of Centropristis striata (black sea bass), 2081 nucleotides long. Its product is annotated as insulinoma-associated protein 1a-like. Gene Ontology annotation, molecular function: RNA polymerase II cis-regulatory region sequence-specific DNA binding; DNA-binding transcription repressor activity, RNA polymerase II-specific. NCBI's taxonomy places the organism in Eukaryota, Metazoa, Chordata, Actinopteri, Perciformes, Serranidae. Gene Ontology annotation, biological process: neuron differentiation; negative regulation of transcription by RNA polymerase II; regulation of cell cycle process. The record is from RefSeq and is a predicted model, not a curated record. Gene Ontology annotation, cellular component: nucleus; transcription repressor complex.
ACCAGCCUCUCCAUCCUCCCACACCCACUCCCCAAAUCCACAGGGGACCUCGGCUCCUUCUGAUUGGUCGGGGAUGAGUCAACGAGGGGGGACGGGAACAAUGUCAUCAUGUCGCCUUAAAAAGAGUGCAGCUAUGUUGUGGUGAAAGCACCUCGGGAGGAGAACAGAGGAUCAAUAGCAGCAGGACACAACAACAAAAAGACGCAUCAGAUGUUUCUGUCCGCGCGUCGCUGAAAAGUGGAUUUCUGCUCCUCCAAAGUGCCUUCAGCUCCCCGCAGCUCCAGCGCCAACAUGCCCAGAGGAUUCCUGGUGAAACGGAACAAGAAGACCAACCCGGUGUCCUACCGGGUCCGCUCCGAGGAGGAGGAAGCGGAGCAGGCUGACGCUCCGCCGCCGCCGCCGCCGUCCUCCUGCGCGCCGCUCGCCUCCUUCCCGGUGCGCGCACAGACGCCGACGCCCACCUGCGGGGCGGCGGCCACGGCUCCGGAGCAGCUCGCCAGACCGGUGCAGUUCGGGAACCCGGAGGCGGUGUACCAGGCGCUCUACAGCCCCACCCGCCCCGUCAGCCACGACCACGACCGCUCCUACUUGGAGAGGCGCUUCAGCCUCGGCUCCCCGGUGUCCGCCGAGUCCUUCCCCACACCGGCAGCGCUCCCCGCUCUGGACCACCUCUUCGCCCCGGUGGACCUGAAGAUCGCCUCCAGCAACAGCAGCCGCAGCGAACCAGCAGCACCGCUACCGCGACCAGCGCCACCGCGACGCUCCCCACCGCCGCGUCCAAGCGCCCCUCCGGCGACACGGAGCGCAAAGGCACCGCCCUCCAAGAAAACCAAAGCGAUCCGGAAACUGCACUUUGAGGAUGAUGUCACCACGUCUCCGGUCCUCGGGCUCAAGAUUAAAGAGGCUCCGGCGGACCAGAAGCCUCCCAGACCGCCGCCGCCCGGAGCGGAAAACAUCCCGCUGGGCGAGUUCGUGUGCCAGCUGUGCCGGGAGGCGUACGCGGACCCGUUCGCCCUCGCGCAGCACAAGUGCUCCAGGAUAGUCCGGGUCGAGUACAGGUGUCCGGAGUGCGACAAGGUGUUCAGCUGCCCGGCCAACCUCGCCUCGCACCGCCGGUGGCACAAACCGAAGCCACAGAGCGGCGGUGAGAGCGACAAAGCGGCGGGGAAGAGCGCUCCGGAGGAGGCGAAGGACUCUAGUGACAGGGACACACCCAGCCCCGGACCCUCCGAGUCCGGCUCAGAGGAAGGCCUGUAUGAUUGUAAUCACUGUGGGAAAAAGUUUAAGCGCCAAGCGUACCUGAGGAAGCACCUGGCGUCCCAGCACGGCUCCCCGAAACCGGCCGCGGCGGAGGAGGAGGACGCGGCAGCGGCGCCAGCGGCAGCGGCGGCCUGCGAGCAGAGCGCCGCGCCGCUCAACCUGAGCGCGUCCAGCUGCCUCCUGUGUCCGGUGUGCGGGGAGAACUUUUCCAACAGGGGCAGCCAGGAGCGCCACAUCCGCCUGCUGCACUCCUCACAGGUUUACCCCUGUAAAUACUGCCCCGCCGUCUUCUACAGCUCCCCGGGACUCACCAGACACAUCAACAAGUGCCACCCGUCCGAGAACCGGCAGGUGAUCCUGCUGCAGAUGCCGCUCCGCCCCGCCUGCUGAUCCGGGACUCUAGGCUGCUUUCACCGUCUCAUAACACAGUCCAGGCUUAAAUCUGAGGGGAUUUAGGAGUUACGCUGCAAAAAAUAUCCAGUUUUUAGACAAGUUUUUGCGCCUAAAAUCAUCCUUUUUAAAAAAAAAAAAUCAAGUGGAAAAUAUAUGGCACUUUGGUGAGAAGAUGAAACUCUGGAAUGGGAGGGAUUAAAUUUCUCUUUUAUUUGUUAUUUGGUUAAACAAUUCUCAUUUUAAUGCAAAAAAACUUAAGUUUUGAAGAAAAUUAAUCGUUGAAUUUGCCUGUUUUUGUCUAAUUUUGGGAUAUUCUUGAUUUAAAAAAUGCACAAAUCACACACAAAAAAAGGAUUAUUCCCAUCCUUCAGCAUUUUAGGCAGAUUUUGACAUUUAAUUGAGACAAAAGAGGAUGUUUUUUUGCAGUG